CGAAAUACGAAUAACAACAUGGCUUCAGAACAAGCAAUAAAACCACUUGCCCAGCAAAAUGGGAAUGCAGACUCUCCCACCAAGGCGCUGGCGCACUUCGCAUCAGCCUUGAGCCCCACAUCCCUUCCUGACGAGGUCACAGACACCCUCAAGAAACUGGUCCUCGACUACAUCGGCGUGACCGUGGGAGGCGUGAGCUACGCCGACUCAACGCCGGCCUUCCUCGCCGCGUUGAAGAAGCUGAGCGCCGGCGAGACCGGAAAGUCAACAGUAUUCGGCAGCGGCUCCACAUUCACCCAGUCAACCGCCUCGCUCCUGAACGGCGCCUUCGCCCACUCCCUCGACUUCGACGACACCUAUGCCCCGGGGACCCUCCACAUAGGCGUGACGGUCAUCCCGGCCGCCCUCGCCGAGGCAGAGAACAUGGCCGACCUCCAGCCGGGCCGCCUGCUCGCCGCCCUCGCGGCCGGGUACGAGACCGUCUGCAGGAUCUCCAAGGCCAACGGCAUGGGCGGCUACGCCAAGGGGUUCCACAACACGUCGACGUGCGGGAUAUUCGGCGCCGUGGCCGCGCUCUGCAACCUCCGGGGCCUGUCCGCCGAGACCGCCGAGAACGCGUUCGGCCUGGCGCUUUCAAAGGCCGGCGGGAGCAUGCAGUACCUUGAGAACGGGGCGUGGAACAAGCGGCUGCAUGCCGGCUUUGCGGCCUCGGAUGCGCUCGUCUGCGUCAACCUGGCUGAGGCUGGGGUGGUCGGGGCCGCCAAGGCCAUUGAGGGUAAGGAUGGAUUCCUGAACUCGUUCGCUGAGGGAGCGGACGUGAAUGCCCUUGCUGUCCAUGACCUGGGUAGCAGGUGGGAGCUUGUUGAUACUGCUAUCAAGCCGUUCCCCGCUUGUCGGAUGACGCACGGGCAGAUCGAGAUGGCGGCGGAGUUCGGGCGUGCUGCGAGAGAGCAAGGCAAGGAGGUCGCGAGGAUCGUUGUCGGCCUGCCUAAACCGUGCUGGGGAAUCGUCGGGGAGCCGACCCCCAACAAGAUACUCCCACAGACUGUUGUCGACGCUCAGUUCAGCACCUACUUCCAGACUGCAUCUGCAUAUCUAUAUGGCUCUGGUCUGGGGUGGGGGGUGUACGAGAAGAUGACUGAUCCCGCAGUCAAGGAGCUGAGCAAGAAAAUCGUUGCCGAGGUGGACGAGUCAUUGAAGUCAUUUGGGAGCACGGUGAAGAUCGAAUGGACGGAUAGCACGCAAGUCAGCAAAGCAUGCCCGCUUCCACUUUGGGAGAAGGAGAGGCCCGUCGACUGGGAGGGCGUGAAGGAGAAGUUCCAGACGCUCUACGUCCCUGACCACAGCCAAGAUGCGGCUGACGAGAUUGCGGCUCUUGUGGGAAGGUUGGAAGAUAUGGAUGUCAGGAAGUUGAUGCAGAUACUGAGUCGAUGA
Messenger RNA from Diaporthe batatas, 1434 nucleotides. RefSeq lists its product as uncharacterized. The coding region runs from base 19 to 1434 and encodes 471 amino acids. Lineage: Eukaryota; Fungi; Ascomycota; Sordariomycetes; Diaporthales; Diaporthaceae. The transcript has a single exon. Gene Ontology annotation, molecular function: lyase activity. The record is from RefSeq and is a predicted model, not a curated record.